Messenger RNA from Papilio xuthus (Asian swallowtail), 6079 nucleotides. It is a transcript of the gene ptc, whose product is annotated as protein patched. The record is from RefSeq and is a predicted model, not a curated record. Gene Ontology annotation, cellular component: plasma membrane. Gene Ontology annotation, molecular function: hedgehog family protein binding; hedgehog receptor activity; smoothened binding. The transcript is spliced from 16 exons. NCBI's taxonomy places the organism in Eukaryota, Metazoa, Arthropoda, Insecta, Lepidoptera, Papilionidae. Gene Ontology annotation, biological process: negative regulation of smoothened signaling pathway. The coding region runs from base 233 to 4180 and encodes 1315 amino acids.
UGAUUCAGUGUCGCUCGAGUCGCGUCAGUGCAGACACGUUAUCCAGGUGUUACUGCAAUAUCGAAACUCGGUGCCGUUCCGCGUUUCGAAUGGUUCAGUGGUGAAUAGAGGUGAAGGAUAAAGGUGUAAUAGUGUGUGGUUAUGUGGCGGCGAGUGAUAUGACAGCGUGCGCCGCCAGACGGAUACCGGCCGUCUUCAUGAGGAUACUGGUGACAAGUCUGGCCCCGAGAUCAUGGUGGCUCCCGAUUCCGAGGCUCCUUCGAAUCCUCGGAUAGCUGCCGCUACACACGAGAGCCCUUCCGCCGCUGAGGCGCGCCACAGCGCCGAUCUUUACAUACGAACCAGCUGGGUAGAUGCAGCAUUAGCACUCUCCGAGCUCGAAAAGGGCAAUAUCGAAGGUGGGCGUACGUCGCUGUGGAUACGGGCGUGGCUGCAAGAGCAGUUGUUCAUCCUCGGCUGUUUUCUACAAGGCGACGCUGGGAAGGUCCUCUUCGUUGCCAUCCUCGUGCUAUCCACGUUCUGUGUGGGCCUCAAAUCCGCCCAGAUACACUCCCGGGUCGAUCAACUCUGGGUACAAGAGGGCGGGAGGCUGGAGGCUGAGCUGAAGUACACAGCUAAGGCGCUAGGCGAGGCGGACUCCUCCACGCACCAGCUCAUCAUACAGACUGCGAAGGACCCCGACGUUUCCCUGCUGCACGUCGGUGCCUUGCUUGCACACCUAAAGGUUGUACAGGCAGCGACGCGGGUUACGAUUCACAUGUACGACAUUGAGUGGCGGCUGAAGGACCUGUGCUAUAGUCCCAGCAUCCCUGACUUCGAGGCCUAUCACAUAGAGAAGAUAUUUGACAACAUCGUACCCUGCGCUAUUAUCACGCCGCUAGACUGCUUCUGGGAAGGCUCAAAGCUAUUAGGACCAGAAUACCCUAUUGUCGUUCCAGGUCUGCUACAAAGAUUGACAUGGACGCACUUAAAUCCCUUAGAAGUAUUGGAAGAAGUGAGGAAACUGAAAUUCCAGUUUCCAUUGAGCACUAUGGAGGCUUACAUGAAGAGGGCUGGCAUCACGUCCGGCUACAUGAAGAAGCCGUGCCUCGACCCCACCGACGCACAUUGUCCCAACACCGCGCCCAACAAGAAAUCCGGACAUGUACCAGAUGUAGCCGCGGAGUUAUCCCACGGUUGCUACGGGUUCGCGGCUGCGUACAUGCACUGGCCAGAACAGCUGAUAGUAGGAGGUGCUACGCGGAACACAACGAGCGCGCUGCGCAGCGCACGCGCACUGCAGAGCGUUGUGCAGCUGAUGGGCGAACGCGAGAUGUUCGAGUACUGGACAGAUCAUUACAAGGUUCAUCAUAUCGGCUGGACGCAGGAGAAAGCGGCUGCUGUGUUAGACGCAUGGCAGAGGAAGUUUGCUGCCGAAGUAAGAAAAAUGACUGCAACGGAAUCAGUGUCUCCGGCAUACAGCUUCUAUCCGUUCUCCACGUCCACGCUUAAUGAUAUUCUUGGAAAAUUCUCUGAGCUCUCACUCAAGAACAUUAUAUUGGGAUAUAUGUUUAUGUUGAUAUACGUGGCGGUGACACUGAUGCAGUGGCGCGACCCGAUCCGCUCGCAGGCGGGCGUGGGCAUCGCGGGCGUGCUCUUGUUGUCUAUUACCGUUGCCGCCGGACUAGGUUUUUGUGCUUUAUUAGGUAUACCAUUCAAUGCAUCAAGUACUCAAAUAGUGCCGUUCCUAGCGCUGGGUCUGGGCGUGCAGGACAUGUUCCUUCUCACUCACACGUACGUGGAGCAAGCGGGAGAUGUGCCGCGUGAGGAGCGCACCGGAUUGGUGCUCAAGAAGUCUGGUCUGAGCGUGCUGCUCGCCUCACUAUGCAAUGUCAUGGCAUUUUUAGCGGCUGCUUUGCUUCCUAUACCAGCUUUGAGGGUCUUUUGUUUACAGGCUGCAAUACUGCUAAUGUUCAACCUGGGCUCGAUGCUGCUGGUGUUCCCUGCGAUGAUAUCACUGGACCUGCGCCGGCGAUCCGCCGCACGCGCUGACCUGCUCUGCUGCCUCAUGCCGGAGUCUCCUGUCAGGACUAGGAAACUUCCAGAACGUUCUGGACGCAGUGGAAGAAAUGAUAAAAGCAACUGGAAGGAUACAACUCGUCAGCCUUUGGACCCCGAGGUGUCGGGAGAUGAAGCUAAGACUUGCUGCAUCAGUCUAUCUCUUACUAAAUGGGCUAAGAAAUAUUACGCUCCGUUUAUCAUGCGGCCCUCUGUAAAGGUGACUUCAAUGUUAGCACUAAUAGCAGUGAUUCUCGCGAGUCUGUGGGGGGCAACUAAAGUCAAAGACGGUCUAGAUCUUACAGAUAUAGUCCCAGAAAAUACAGACGAACACGAAUUUCUAUCACGACAGGAGAAAUACUUUGGUUUUUACAACAUGUAUGCAGUAACACAAGGCGACUUCGAAUAUCCAACCAAUCAGAAAUUACUCUACGAAUAUCACGACCAAUUUGUACGGAUUCCAAAUAUUAUAAAAAACGACAACGGUGGACUGACAAAGUUCUGGCUCAGUCUAUUCCGGGAUUGGCUACUCGAUUUACAGGCUGCAUUCGAUAAAGAAGUCGCCAGUGGUUGUAUAACACAAGAAUACUGGUGUAAAAAUGCAAGCGACGAAGGAAUAUUGGCCUACAAAUUAAUGGUGCAAACUGGACAUGUCGACAACCCUAUAGACAAAUCUCUUAUAAGCACAGAUACAAAAAAUGGUCAUAGAUUAGUUGAUAAAGACGGUAUAAUCAAUCCGAAAGCAUUCUACAAUUAUUUAUCAGCAUGGGCUACUAAUGAUGCAUUGGCUUACGGUGCUUCUCAAGCAAAUUUGAAGCCACAACCGAAGAGAUGGACUCAUUCACCCGGUGAUGUCGAUUUAAAAAUACCCAAAUCUUCGCCGUUGAUUUACACACAGUUACCGUUUUACCUAUCGGGGCUCAGUGAUACAGACAGCAUAAAAACAUUGAUAAUGUCAGUGAGAGAACUUUGUUUGAAGUUCGAAGUUAAAGGAUUGUCUAACUUCCCAUCGGGGAUACCAUUUUUGUUUUGGGAGCAGUACCUGUAUUUGCGGACUUCUCUACUUCUGGCUUUGGCGUGCGCGUUGGCCGCUGUGUUUGUGGGGGUAAUGGUGCUGUUGCUGAACGCGUGGGCGGCGAUGCUGGUGACGCUGGCGCUGGCAACAUUGGUACUCCAGCUGCUGGGCGUGAUGGCAGCACUGGGUGUGAAGCUGUCCGCCGUGCCCGCAGUCCUGCUGGUGCUGGCCAUCGGUCGCGGCGUUCACUUCACUCUGCAUUUGUGUCUUGGCUUUGUAACGUCGAUCGGAUGCAGACGUCGUCGCGCCUCCCUCGCACUGGAGUCAGUCCUAGCGCCAGUUGUCCACGGCGCGAUGGCAGCAGCCCUCGCCGCGUCCAUGUUAGCGACCAGCGAGUUUGGAUUCGUCGCCAGGUUGUUCCUGAGGCUUCUGCUGGCUCUAGUUAUACUGGGCUUGGUGGACGGACUACUAUUCUUCCCUAUUGUACUGUCGAUACUGGGACCUAAUGCUGAGGUGCGGCCACUAGAACAUCCAGAAAGGUUAUCAACACCAUCACCGAAGUCAUCACCGAUUCAUCAGCGUAAGACGAGUUCCAGUGACAAGACCAGCCGCACUAAGUCAGCGCCACGGCCGAGCGCCCCCUCCCUCACCACCAUCACAGAGGAGCCUCCCAGCUGGCACAGCUCCGCGCCUUCCGUACAAUCCUCCAUGCAGUCCAUUGUCGUCCAGCCUGAAGUGGUAGUAGAAACCACCACUUAUAACGGCAGUGAUUCCGCCUCCGGACGCUCUACUCCCACUUCGAAGACCACGCAUUCUGGUGCUAUUACUACCAAGGUCACUGCAACGGCUAAUAUAAAAGUAGAAGUAGUGACACCUAGUGACAGAAAGUCGAGGCGAUCCUAUCAUUACUACGACCGACGCAGGGACCGCGACGACGACCGCGACAGAGACAGGGAUAGGGACCGCGAAAGGGACAGAGAUCGGGGCGACCGCGAGAGAGACAGAGACAGAGAGAGGUCCAGAGAAAGAGAUAGAAGAGAUCGGUACAGAGAUGAAAGGGAGCAUCGCGCUUCCCCAAGAGAAAACGGACGAGAUUCCGGUCACGAAAGUGACUCAUCUCGUCAUUAAAGUUUAAUGAACAAUGUAGUUAUAAUAAUGACAUUAGUGUAACAGGCAGUGUUUCGUGUAUUUAAUACGCCGAAUGUAAAGACAUCUUUACCUAAAGUUUAAUGAAAUCUCUUUAUAAUUGAGAUUAGUGUACGCAUGUUUUAAGGUUCAGCAAUAUUGUUUAAAUUUAACCCAGCCUUAAGACAGUAUUACGUGGAAUGUAAUUUUAAGAUUAACUCCAUAUGCUAGAAACGGAGGCUACAAUAUUGUGUGCAUUUUCUAUAUAUCGAUUUGUGCUGAGAUCAUUCCAAGACAUAUUGUGUUGUUCAGUAAAUCCGUGUAUUUCUACUGACGAUAAACUUGAAUAAAACAUUUUGUUAUAUCUAUUAGAUAUGGUAAUAUUUGUCUUUGUAUUUCGUCAGUGGAAACCCACGUCAAGAAUGUGUCAAAUGUUGCUUGUAACUGUACAGACCAAAUAUCGAUUUGUUGAUGUCAUAAAUUAACGUUUAUUUCGUGUGUUCCUAAAGACUGUGGUCGAAUAUUAUUAAUUUAUCAUAUUAUUUAUUAUUUGUGUCUAUAUUUCAUCGCCACAAUCUGUAAUGUUUACAAUGAAACGCGAGUGACAAGUUCAAGAUGUUUUAUUGGACUGACGUACAAAAGUAUAUCGUUAAGUAAGGUACAUUAUACAGUGGUUUUCUAGGUACCUACAUUACAUGUAGGACUUGGGGAAAAAAGUUAACAGUCGGGAGUGGUCCAGGCGGAAUGGCAACUGGUUCUGCUGGUGAUGGAGCUUCAACUCCUUCCAUCGCAUCUUCUGGUUCCGCAUCUUCCGCUAGCCUUCGUCGAGGUUGUGGCUAUGUGUGUGACACGUGGCACGAUGCCAUUUCUCAACCGGGCGUCGUUGAAAUCCUGCCUGUUAACAGUGGUACGCAAAUCCUCUGCUACGCGUUGCAGGAUUGCCGGUGCGGGUAAAUUUUCACAGAACCCAUGUGUUUCUGCGGUGGCUGUGCCGAUGUGGCCAUCACGAUUUGACUCUCUUGCAACCAUCGUGUGCCUUACUCCUGCAGCAUCGGUGUAAUCACCUAGCCCCGUCAGAUAUUCUCCGGCUUCGGCGGCGAUCUCUAAUGAUCCGUAUCCACUCAUAAACUGCACGAGCUUCUCUUGAUCGAAGCUGGCGGUGCUGUGCUUUUGGGCCGCCAUUGCAAUUUUAUACCACAGCAGCAGCUGAUGGCAUCGACAUUAAACUGUCAGGCUGGGUCCUCCGAUACAAAGCCGGUCUCACCAUCGAUGACAAACGACUCAAGCCAUAAAGGAUCAUUUGUUAACGGUGUCUCUUUCGUUGAUAGGUUUGUCGGUUUUGGUAUGGUCUUUUGUGUCUUAUUUUUCGGUCGUGGAAAGUUUGGCUUUUCCUUUGGCUUCGAUGGCCUCGGCUUCUCCUGAGAGGUGGGUGCUUGCGCAUGCUGGCUGUUAGCUUCUGCGGUGUCUGCCAUUACGGCUAACUAACCUUUAAAAUAAAUUUUAAAGGGAGUUAAAGGAAGGACCAUGUGUUACAUGGAAGACUCGGAUGUAUUGUACAAAUUAUAUAAUUAAGUGUUUAAAAAAUUAAGGCAUUUAUUUAUGAGAUUAAUUAGUAUACGUAUAUUCUUGUAUUGUUGUGAUUUUUAUUAGGUAAUAUCAGGUAUAUAAGACUGCAUUUAGCGAUCAAAAUAUAAAGGAAAAUAACAAAGUACAAUCUAGCAGAUAAAUUGAUUUCGUCAUAUAAAGUGACGCAAUGAUUUGAAUUAGUGACGUAACUCUGACCUCAGUAGAAGACGAGCGUUGUGACAUUUUGUGCAAAGUACUUAUUUAGGAUAUAUUAAUUUAUACGAUUAUUACUUUAUAUUGUAAAUAUAUAUUUAAUGUUAAUGAGCGAAUGCUUGC